Messenger RNA from Penicillium brasilianum, 696 nucleotides. NCBI's taxonomy places the organism in Eukaryota, Fungi, Ascomycota, Eurotiomycetes, Eurotiales, Aspergillaceae. The record is from the annotation of a GenBank genome assembly.
AUGACCGAGAAAGAAAAGGCGUCCCUCGCAUUUCCAAUGAUAUGCAUCCUCACCUCCUUCGCGUUCACCUCCUACCUCUACCGCACCUGGUUCUCACAACAAUUCCGAGCUGGCAAACGCCUCCUCCGACGUCUCUCGCGUAAAUCCCAGCGUCAAUCCCGCCGGUGGAUUCAACAGCUACACCGCAUUACGGACAACCGGCGCGAAGAAAACGCAUGGAGAACCUACAACAUCCUCGAACCAUCCACUCAAGGCAGUGCAGACCACCUAGUGCGCACGACAUACUCUACCAGCGGGCGUCCACAAUGGGACUCUGAUAACACCAGCACAGCCUCAUCUUCGAACCUAGAUGAGGAUGAGGACUCGGAUACGGGCAGUACCGGAGAACCAUCCCCCCUCUCCUUGCCUACACCGUCAUUCAGACCGACAUGGAUCCUCGAUUCCUCGGGCCAAUACGUCCUAAACCGUGCCCCCGCGCCACUCCCCCGCGCAACAUGGGAAGUUGAACUCGACGAGCGUAGCCAGAAUGGUCGCGGACCCGGUGCUUGGCUGGAUAGGAUGAUUGACUGGGUUGUUCGUCGUGUCGUUGCGGAUUUCGAUACUGAGAUGCGUGACGAGACUGAGCGGGCGAAUGUUGAUCGUCGUGGAAUGAGGCCAGACGAGAUCGCGCACGUGCAGAAGCAGAUGGAGAUGUAG